This is a messenger RNA of Fraxinus pennsylvanica, 927 nucleotides long. The record is from the annotation of a GenBank genome assembly. NCBI's taxonomy places the organism in Eukaryota, Viridiplantae, Streptophyta, Magnoliopsida, Lamiales, Oleaceae.
AUGAUGGACGAAACGAGUGGAGGCUAUAGUGAUGAUCCAAGGACUUGUCCUCGAGGACAUUGGAGACCUUCUGAAGAUGAAAAACUCCUGCAGCUCGUGGAGCAAUAUGGGCCUCAAAACUGGAAUUCGAUUGCUGAAAAACUUCAAGGAAGAUCAGGCAAGAGUUGCAGAUUGAGAUGGUUUAAUCAGCUUGAUCCAAGAAUAAACAGGAGACCAUUUACAGAAGAAGAAGAGGUCAGGCUUCUUGCAGCACAUAGAGUACAUGGCAAUAAAUGGGCUCUUAUAUCCCGGCUUUUUCCAGGUAGAACUGACAAUGCUGUGAAAAAUCAUUGGCAUGUUAUUAUGGCCAGAAAACAAAGAGAACAAUCCAAGCUUUCUGAUCAAGUCUUCUCCGUGUCAUCGUCCUUUGAUUCACACGCCUUAUGGCCGUUCUUGAUUCCAAGAAGUUCGAGGGAAAGUAACUCAUCUUCUGCUGCUGAUUUAUUUAUUAAAAAAGGCAGUACUCAAUUCAAUUCCAGCUCCAAUGGUGCACAUUUAAAUUCGUCGAUAUUUGGUGCCUUUGGGGAUUCAGUUGUAGCAUUUGGCACCCAAAACUACAAGAGGGUUGUUCCAUAUCCCUUUGCUGAUGGCAGUAGAAAACAUGGGAAAAUGAAUAGAGAUAAUUCAAUGAGUAUUAAUGCCGAUAAUUUACGCCCAUUUUCUAAUGCAAGGACAAGUAUAGUGCUGAAACAAGAAGACCAAUCCAUCCACAAAAAGGACAUUCCCUUCAUAGAUUUUCUUGGUGUAGUUGCAAGAUCCAAUACCUCAAAUUUCUUUAAAGACAAGUCGGACGGAAAAGCAAAUCUGUUAAACAUAAAGAAACCUUCAGUGGACGAACAAAACCAGCAGAAGGGGAAAAUGGAUAUGCUGAGAAAAUUUAGAAGUUAA